AUGCAUUCGUCAAAUCCCAAUCUAGUGAUGGAAUUCGAUAGUUUUAGGGUGAAAGACGAGAAGCAGCAUUUCAACUUGGACCCUCUUCGACAGAUCCGUAAGAUUUGUCGAAAGCCACUGCCUGUGUUCAUCAGAUCGGAAAGCUCACAUUCCUUCGACCAUGCUAAAAUAAAAGAGAUGCACAUGCUCUCGGCGUGUCCUAAUGAUAGAAAACAACGACAUUUUUCAGCAAGUAAUUUACACGAUAAUUUAGAAAAAGGGGAUCCAAUCUUCGCCAAAUUCAAGAAAGCCUACAAAUUUCCAAAAUUACCCAUUCGAGUUCAUCCUGAAAGAAUCAGCAUUGCCGACACGACUCGCUCUGAUCAAGAACAACUAGAUGUUGGAGCACCACCAUCUAUAGACGAGUCCUUUUUCUUUGAAAAUCUUGAACCAUUAAGAGGUGUGGAAGUUGAUGGAGCUAACAUACUUAAAUCAAUAUGGAACACAAUGAGCGAUGCAGAAAUGAAAAUUCUUAAAGAAAUGGAGAAUGGCAACGUGCCAGAAAGGAACGGAUUUCUCUUUCCAGAUUUCGACGAUAAAUUCAAAAGUGUUGCAUUUACCUGGGCUUGUAUUCGUGGCGUUUCUCAAGUUUUGCCCAGACUAGAAGCCUCGGGGGCAGAUAUUAAUAAUGUCUAUUUUAAGGGAGCAACACCAUCAAUGUUUUCUGCUUUUUCUGGAGAAACUGCUUGUCUGAAGUACCUAAUUGAGAGAGGUGCACAUUUUAAUUACGUUAGUCCUAUUUAUGGUCAUUCUGCAUUGCACUCAGCUGCAGCUGGAAAUUGUCCUGAAACUGCCGAGAUUCUUUUGGAUAAUGGUGCUGACUUAAAUAAUUCAUCAAAUAAUCCAGACAUGCUCCCGAUUUUACACUACGCUAUUAGAAUAAAGUCAGAGGCAGUUGGAGAAUUAUACAUCAAGCGAGGAGCCGACCUCACAUACAAAAAUCUCAGCGGAGAAACUCCCCUUCAUGUUGCUUGUAGUGCCCAAUCUUUAAAAUUUUGUGAACUCUUACUACAGAAACCAGAAGUUGAUGUAAACGCUCUAGAUGAAAUGCAUAGGACUCCACUACAUUACGCUGUAAUGGCUACCGGCUUAAAUAUUAAAAUAGUAGAUCUCUUACUGAAACAUGGUGCGCUCGUUAAUCCAAUAGACAAAGCCGGAUUUUCGCCUCUUCAUGUUGCAGCUUUAGAGGAGCAUGUAGAGUGCGUCGAAACACUAAUUAGGAAUGGUGCAGAUGUGAGUGCAACCACAAGCAAAGGAGUUUCAGCCCUUAAUAUUAUUUUACGAAAGAUACCAGAAUCAUUUCAAGCUUUUCGAAUGAAGAUGGAUUCUUCUAUACUGUUGAGACGGCCAGGCUCUCAAAACAGGGAAUUUGAGAUGAGAUUGUACUUCAACUCUAUUCUACCAAGUGAUGACAGACCCGAAACUAGUUUCAUUAACAUCUUUAUACAAGAGAAUUUGACUGAUCUUCUAUCACAUCCUCUGGUCACGGCGUUUCUCUACUUAAAGUGGCAAAGGAUUAAAAAGUUUUACCUACUCAAUAUAUAUUUGUACACACUCAUGGUGAUCUUCAUGAGUACUUACAUAUUAACGGCUUUAGCUUAUGAGUGUUACAAUUCCCCGGAGGAAAAUAUUAUUAGUCAUAAUAGUACUUAUGAGAUUUGUUAUUACUUUGACAAACGAUUUGUUGAAAUUGAUUGGUAUAUUUGGUUAGUUUUCGUUUGUUUGAUGUUACCGAGGAAGAUUCUGAGUUUCGUAACAUAUGAGAACUUUAAGGAGUGCCUAUGGAAUAUAGACAACAUUUUGGACACUAUAGUUAUAAUUAGUGUAUUUGCUACGUCUUUUAUCUACACAGGAAGAACUUAUAAUUGGCAGAAUUAUAUCGGUGCUUUUUCCAUUCUCUGUGCUUGGACAAAUUUGAUGUUGAUGAUUGGUCAACUGCCAGGAUUCGGGACUUACGUUGCGAUGUUUACUCAUAUUCAAUAUGAAUUUGCAAAACUUUUGUUUGCUUAUUCAGGAUUACUCAUUGGAUUUACUAUGAGCUUCUGUGUAAUUUUUGAUGGUGAACCGUCUUUUGCAAAUCUAUUAACGGGUUUGAUCAAAAUUCUAACGAUGAUGGCUGGAGAACUUGACUUUGAGGGACUUAUAAACCAUCCAAAAGGGAGGGAUAGUGGUUAUAUUAUUGUUUAUAAUCCAUUAUCUAUUUUUUCGCAAAUCCUCUUCAGCCUUUUUGUCAUUUUUAUUGUCGUAAUUUUAAUGAACUUGUUGGUUGGUAUAGCUGUACACGACAUAAAAGGUUUACGAAAUCAGGCAGGUCUUACCAAACUCAACCGAACGACGAAACUGAUAGUUUACACGGAAAUGGCAGAGUGCAAAAUAAAACUUUCGCCAUUUCUUAAAAGAUUAAUGUCCAAUAAAACAGAUGCUCACCUUCGAAAGCAUGUUCUAGUAGUAAAACCAUUAAAUCCCUUAGAAAAUAGGCUUCCUAAAGACAUUCUUAAAAACGCUUAUGAAAUUGCUCAUAAAAAUAGUCCAAUUUGGAACGAUGAAUAUCCUGAUUACAGCGAGAAGGAUCCUUGCAUCCCAAAGAAGAAUGAAGAGGAUACAAAUGCUGAUUUGGAAGCAAGAAUUGCAAAACUUAGUUUGCAGUUUAAAAACAACAUUGAUCAGCUUCAUGAGUUGAAGGACCAGUUACGCGAAACGGAAACAGUUUUGGAACAAAUCAUAUUGAAAUUACCAUAG
Messenger RNA from Belonocnema kinseyi, 2778 nucleotides. RefSeq names its product transient receptor potential channel pyrexia-like. The record is from RefSeq and is a predicted model, not a curated record. The transcript has 2 exons. Lineage: Eukaryota; Metazoa; Arthropoda; Insecta; Hymenoptera; Cynipidae. Gene Ontology annotation, cellular component: membrane. The coding region runs from base 1 to 2778 and encodes 925 amino acids. Gene Ontology annotation, molecular function: protein binding; monoatomic ion channel activity. Gene Ontology annotation, biological process: monoatomic ion transport; transmembrane transport.